Molecule: messenger RNA, 3565 nt
Organism: Uranotaenia lowii
Lineage: Eukaryota; Metazoa; Arthropoda; Insecta; Diptera; Culicidae
Gene: Kua
Product: plasmanylethanolamine desaturase
Exons: 7
Coding region: 1463-2602 (379 amino acids)
Molecular function (GO): oxidoreductase activity
Source: RefSeq, a predicted model, not a curated record
CCGUGACUUCCAGGCGCGUCGUCUCACUUGUGGUGCGGUUUCGGUUGGUGAAGGUACUCUUGCAAGCUCUUGCGAUGGAGCGAGCCAUCGAAGGCGACGACGACAGGCCUCUACAACGACACGUGGUGACGGCAGCGACGACGACGUCUCGAUUCCAAUUGAGACCAGCUCGUGUGACUGGUUAACAGUGGUGGCUCCAGAGAGUCGACUUGAAACGAUUAGACGUUGGCUAAUGUGUUCCAGAAGUUUUUGCGGCAGUCCGGUCGGAAUUUUGUCGAAUUUUAACAUGGAAGCUGAUAACGGUUGUGAUUUAAAAGAAGUGAAAAAGUUUGUUGAGUGAAAAAUAUAAUUCCUAACGGAACCCGCAACUAUUAGACGGCACGUGCAGCAAAACAAAAACAAAGAAAAACGUUAACGAGUGUUCUAUGACAAAGUGCCAUCAGCAAUGAAUUGUUGAUUUUCCUCCUUAUUAGUCAUCUGGUGGUGGUGGUGUUUCUGUGACAGGUUCAUUGUUAUAACCUUCGAUUUGCAAUCAUAUUUAGAUUCCACAAAUGAAAAAAAACAACCGAUUGUGGGAGAUACCGGUAGACAAACAGAAAAUCACCAUUUGGAUUAGCGGCAAAGGGCAGCUGGAUAUAGGCACGAGCAACUGCAACGAAUUAUGGUAUUCAAAUCAAGGUUGUCAACAAAUCCCAAAAAAUCUCCAAACGCACGGUUUCCAUCAGCAGUGGGCUGAUAAAUCUUCUCCUCGUUGGACUGAACCUCGCUCGGAAGGACCAUAAACUGUGAUAAUCUAAAGACUAGAAGAGUGCCCCCGUUUUGUAUUGGCCUUAAAUCCGGCAUAAUGUGUUUUUGAAACGAGAUUCCAACGAAGGAUUGCCUUGCACUACAACUGGGUGGGGAGGGAAAAUAAAACGCUUUCCUGGAAAUCUUUCCCGAUCCAAUGACCAAAGUCCAACCAUUUGGUAGGGGAAUCGAAGGUUAGUUUUUCACGUUGUCGGUCGCUGGGGAAAAAAAGGUCAAACGUAGAGAAGAACUAGCUAAAGGAGGGGGUCUUAUCUGUGAUCGCAAAUCGGUUCGUUUCCGAAUCGUUGCCACUUGUUGUUGUUUCUGCUGCCGUUGUUGUUUGUGAAGAAGGGACAUCCAAUAAAAAGUCACAACCUUCCAAUUCCGACCAACCUGAGCGCCAAAGCAUAGAAUGACCUAUGGUGAUGGUUGCUCGAAACUCUACUGGAGAGAAGCACAGCAAGGUCGUAAACGAUUAAGGAGUUCUUGCGUGGGUGAAACGAGAAAGUGUGGCUCUGGCUAGGUGUAAGUGACUGUGUGUGCUCGCUCGCUAGUGUAAAUUUUAUCCUUGCUCUGCUAUCAGUGCUUCAACAAAGUAGUUGGUUGGCUCUUUGGUUGCAUUCAAGACUUUCAGAGUGCUGGUUUCGGCGGAAGUUGUUCAUGGUCCGCUAGAGGUAUGGAUUUGAUAUCGUUGCCUCCGUGUUCCCGACGAAUUGACUCGGGGAAAAUGGCUAGCACCGGGGAUCAUCACCUUCACCAUCAUCAGGGAAUUGGGCUGGGCAGCACGGCAAAUGGCAGCAGCAGCAGCAGUGGAGUUAGCCUUUCACCGACCAACACGAUUAUGAUCUCAACGACUUUCCUGAAGACCCCGGUCAAAACGGACCAGGAGAUACUGGAAAACUCGAUGCUGGAGGAUGAUCCCAAUUCCAACACCAUCCUGGCGGCGGACUGUGGCGGCUUAGCUGCCGAAAACUGUCAUAGAACCGGCGGCGGCAGUAUCAGCAACGGAACUCAUGGUACCGAAAGGAGGGGACCGGACUGUGAACAGCACCAGCAACAUCAACAACCUCGAUGGGGACCACAACACAAGGGAGCACAGGAGCUGGCAAAGCUGUACAGCAGCAGUAAACGAACUCAGGAAAUCAUUUGCGUCUACAUCUGCAUCACGUUGAUGAUCAUGAAUCUGUUUCUCAUAGUGAAGCACUUCUGCCUGGAACGGAUAAGUCAGGUGGUGGUGGCGGCGGUUUUCGGAAUCCUGACGGCCGAUUUCGGUUCCGGACUGGUCCAUUGGGGUGCCGACACCUGGGGUUCGGUUGAACUUCCCAUUAUUGGAAAGAAUUUUCUGCGUCCGUUUCGGGAGCAUCACAUCGAUCCGACGUCCAUCACCAGGCAUGAUUUCAUCGAAACCAAUGGAGACAAUUUUAUGGUGGCGUUGCCGAUUUUGGGGAAGCUGGCGUGGAAUUUCUUUACCCGAUCCAAUCCGGAGAUACAGCAGGAGUACGCCCUGAAUGCCUACCUGUUUCUGUGUUCGGUGUUUGUGGCGAUGACCAAUCAGAUCCAUAAAUGGUCCCACACCUACUGGGGCCUCCCGAAGUGGGUGCUGUUUUUGCAGAACCAUCACAUCAUCUUGCCCCGGCGACAUCAUCGGAUUCACCACGUGGCACCCCACGAGACGUACUUUUGCAUCACCACGGGAUGGCUGAAUUGGCCACUGGAGAAGAUUCGGUUUUGGUCCACCCUGGAGGCUGUCAUUGAGGCGUGUUUCGGACACAAACCACGGGCGGAUGAUUUGAAGUGGGCACAGAAGCGGACUUGAUCCUACACAAGCCAAAAUUUGGUCCAGAACAAGCACAACAUCUACCGGCGAAUGGGUGCAGCCUUAUCUGGGUUCAUGAUUUUCUAAGGCUCUCUACCAGCAGCGAUGCAGUGUGAAGGCGUAGGGUUCGGCUUCGAAUAAAUUUAUCCAUUCAUACGAGCAGGAACAGUUUGGACUCAAUUUAAAACUAGAGCACAUUUACAUACAUUUCUAGGCUGUUGAUAAGAGUUUUUAUGGUAAACAAUUCUGGCUCGCACGACGAGAAAUACGAUAUUUUGAUGCAUUUUAUCUGUAGGAUUUACAAAUGAGCUGAACGAAUUCAAACAGACGGACGUACGGGCGAAGCCGAGGAUAAAGAAAGAUUCGCCCGAAAUGGGAUUUCCAAAGUUUUUGGCCAGGCUGAGUGUUGUUGAGCUUUACCGAAGCAUUAUUUAUGCAAGGCUAAUAUUCCAGUGAUACAAAUAUAAAUGCAAUGAUGCAUGCUGAAGCAUUUUUGCUGGUGCUUAAAACUGGGAUGCAAAUACGAAACGUGCGAGAAAGGCGUUGCGGUGGCGUUUUAGAGCUUGAAUGAUUGAACCUUCUAGGAAAAAAAAAACUGAAACGACAAACUGUGCAGACCACAAAAUUGUGUUCCCUCCCCCUCCUAAAGCUGAGUGUGAGAAGUGCGCGUGCUUGAAUAGAAGAACGCCAUCGCGUUGGUGCAAAAUAUUAUAAGACAUACAAUUCUAAAACAAAACAAAAAUGUACCCAAGAGAAGUAUAAAUUAAUGAAAAACAUUGUUUAAUACCGCAUCUGUACAAACUAGUUAAGGUUCCAACCAACAAAGGUUGACUGCAACACCACGAAGCGAUACACACAUUGUUAGGUUGCUUAUUAGUUUAAGUUAGAAUGGUUAAAAAAAAUAAUUUAAACUUGUACCAAAAAUCAGAUGUGUGCUGCUGUCACAUUGCAAUCCAUUGGUUA